AUGGCUCCAAUUCUGGAGCAGGAUGUCUUCCUAGUGCCCUGCAAUCGAGGAAAAAGGGAACACUGGUUACUCCCAAUGGUUCUUCCCAAAAAACAAAGUUGCUGCCCUCAAAAGCAAUGCAAGGUCUUUCGUUAAGCCCACCAUUGAAAGUACCAUAAAGAAGAUGUGGCUUCUCCUAAAGUUCAAAGAAUGAAGUCUCGAAUGAAUGGCACUUUUUAGGAAAUGAACCUCGUGAAAUCACAAGGCAAGAAAAUAGCUUUGAUUGUGGUGUUUUUUCUGUCUCUACCUUUGAUGCCUCCUUCCACCAUCUUCAUCUGUUGCCAAACAAAGCAUUACAGUAUCAGGAAAGUGAUGUUUGUGGAGCUGCACAAGCAAGAGAUAUGACCUUGACAGUCCUGCAAUUCCUCUAUGUAAUUGCAGUAGACACUAGUCUCGUAGUCUCUUUUACUUUCACAAACGAAACGAAACGCAGAAAAAUUUCACUGUCUGUCCCAGAAACAUCGCUGACCACCACGUGAGAUGGCGAGGAAGAGGGAGAGGAAAUUAAAGAAGAGGAUAAGAGUGAGGAAGAGGACAAAGGAGUCAAGAGAGAAGAGAAAAGAGGGAGGAAGAAAGACAAAAAGUACAGGAAAGGAGGGAGUGGCAUUUCACUGAAAUGGACCACCAAAUACGAACUGCUUCCCAAGCCUACAGGGCCAAAAUUGGGGCUGCUUUUCGUUACGUCUGAGCUCCAGAGGAGUUCAACACAGUUCAUGGACCCAAUUUUAACCCUGAUUGGAUUACAUGGAAAGAGAGAGAAUUGCCGGGCCCAAGUGUGA
Messenger RNA from Porites lobata, 818 nucleotides. The record is from the annotation of a GenBank genome assembly. NCBI's taxonomy places the organism in Eukaryota, Metazoa, Cnidaria, Anthozoa, Scleractinia, Poritidae.